Trichomycterus rosablanca is the source of this 11042-nucleotide messenger RNA. Its product is annotated as trinucleotide repeat-containing gene 6A protein-like. Gene Ontology annotation, molecular function: RNA binding. The transcript is spliced from 20 exons. The record is from RefSeq and is a predicted model, not a curated record. Bases 216 to 5150 code for a protein of 1644 amino acids. Gene Ontology annotation, cellular component: nucleoplasm; P-body. Gene Ontology annotation, biological process: miRNA-mediated post-transcriptional gene silencing; positive regulation of nuclear-transcribed mRNA poly(A) tail shortening. NCBI's taxonomy places the organism in Eukaryota, Metazoa, Chordata, Actinopteri, Siluriformes, Trichomycteridae.
CGCAUCGUUUCCGGCCCCCGCCAGUCGCGAGCGGCGUCCUGUUCGUCGUCUCCUGCUUCAGCGAUGCCAGUCGGCCGACGCCCGCCACGUCUCCACUGUUCGCAUCUGCUGAGAGGUUAGCGCCAUCGCACGGCCUGGGAACUCCAGUGCAGCUCACGCCCGUCCUGAACCCCGAGGGGCCCGAAGCACCCCGCGCCAAAGCUCACCUUUCAGGCAUGGCUCCCAUUCGGGACUCGGUCAGCCACUCCCCUAGCCAAACAGGUUUGGAUCACGCUGGUCUGGACCCCCAGUAUGAAAAUUCGUCCUGGAGCUCUGGCUCGACGUGCAGCGACUCGAACAGUAACUGGGGGACGGCGCUGGUAGACGGCUGCACCAAGGGGAGCUGGCCUUUCGCCACCCGUAGCGAACUGGAGUUGGUUUCAGAAUGUAUGGACGCUGACUCUGCCUCCAGCUCCGGCUCUGAGAGAAACCUCGGUACGAUGGCGUCCGGGAUGGCUGGCGGCGACGGUAGCAGGCAGGGAAACGGUCAAGGUUCUCACUUCCUGCUGGCGAACAGCAGCAAUAAUCUGGUGAACGGGAGUGUCAAGAGUCCCUGGGGCGGCUCGAUGCUAAGCACAUGUUCUGCAGAGAGUCCGAGUGACAAGCUGGCAGACGGCGGUCAUGGUAAAAUGAAUGCAUGGGGUACCCAAGGUCCCUCAACCAAUGGAGGUAUAAAUCCAAGCACUUUGAACCCAAAUGCCAACCGCGGUGCCUGGCCCGUUCUGCAGAAUAACGGGCCCAACUCUCACGUACCUCUGGGUAAAGUGAACGGCGGCACCAACACUCAACGAAGCACCAUAGGUCAAGCGCCCGGUAUGCAGAGUGUUACCUGCAAGAUGCCUUGGGGAGGUCUGCAGGAGGGCGUGGCGGAAUCUGAAGUCAAUGGUUCGAGCAAGGUUCUUAGUGGGCAUCCUCAAAACCUUAACACUGAAUUUAACGGACCAAAUAACACUACUAACACGAUGACCUCUAGCUUACCAAACUCUACAGGUUCAGUGGAGACGCCCGAACGAGGCUGGCCCACGAGCACAGGCGGCUCCCCGCGGCUCCCGACUCCUCCCGUCUCUAACGGCACUUCAGACGGGUCUUACGGUGCGGCGUGGGGCGCUCCGCCCGGCACUACUUACUCUGGAGACAAAUGCCCUGUCCCUAAAGGCCAAGCUGUGGGCGACACUGUGAAUGCAACUCUAAUGCAGUCCACCGCCAACGGACCCCCUGCUGCUUUCAAGAGUAAUAACGGCGUGGGCGGUCGCGGAGGAGGCUGGGACUCGGCGCCCGCUCCCUCUCAGACUAUGACCUGGGGAGCGGGGAACGGCAUGGGUCCUCCCGGAGCUCCUCAUCCUUGGGGUAGCGCCUCCUCCUCUUCGUCGUCCUCCUCGUCCUCGUCGAACACUGGCACUAAAGUCGCCGGGGAUUGGGCAGCGUCGCCCGGCAACAAUCAGCAUUCCAAUGAGGGCGACGGAAGGAAAGGAACCAACGGAUGGAAGUCCUUGGAGGACGACGCUCUCGGUUUAGGCGGCGCCCAGUCGUCCCAGGGCAGCACGUGGAACAAAUCGACCGGCAGCGAGGGCAGCGGGGAGAGCUCCGGCGCUCGGAGCGACAGGGGCGGCCAGCGUGACGGCGGUCACAGAACGGACAACCAGCAGAACGUACGCCAAGCUGAUGACGCUGAUGUCUCUAAAGUCGACGUGGACCCGAGGGUGCUCUCCAACCAAGGAUGGGGGCAGACCCCGGUUCGACAGAACAUUGCCUGGGAUGUAAAGAACCCCGAGAGAAAGCCUGGAAAUGGGUCACAGGGAUGGGCUAACCCGCCCCCUCAGCAGUCGACCUCUCAAGGUGGAUGGGGGGACGGUCCCGGUACCAACACUAGUGACAACUGUUCCUCCAACUGGGGCGAGAAGAAAAGCUCCGGCUGGGCAGAGGCCAAGUCUCAGAACGGUUGGGAUGAACCCUCGGGUGGAAUGAGCAAGCGUGGGUCGUCCUGGGGGAACUGCAGGGACGAGAAAUCCUCCACCUGGAACAAUGGGCCCAAGACCAAACAAGGUUGGGGCGGCUCCUCUUCUGGAGAAGGGUCGAGAGGAAACCACUGGAAUGAAACGUCCAAGUCUGGAUCCGGGGGAUGGGACAGGGACGGCGACAGUGACCGUUCUGGCUCGGGAUGGGGCGAUAAUGUGCACAGCAACAAGGGUAACACCUGGGGAGGAAGCGCAGGUACGAACGCACCUGACCAAGGUGGUCCGACCACUGGAUGGGGAGAUCCUGCGAAGUCCAACAAUCAGAACCAGGGCUGGGGCGAGCCAAUCAAAGCAAGCCACUCCAACCCAGCCUGGGACGACUCCACGCGAUCGAGCAACCCGUCCGAGUGGGGGAAAAAGGGCCAGGACGCCAGCACGGGUACCUUCAGGGCAGAAAGCGGCCCUCAGAACCACGCCCAGAACAAGCCGAGCGGCUGGAUCGGAGGGCCUGUGCCUUCGCCUCAGAAAGAGAAGGAGUCCAGCGGUUGGGAGGAGCCGUCCCCCGAGUCCAUCCGGCGCAGGAUGGAGAUCGACGACGGCACCUCGGCGUGGGGCGACCCCGGCAAGUACAAAUACAGCAACGUCAACCUGUGGAACAAGAACACGUCCGCCGAGCAGGACGACUCCCAGCAAGCGCCUCCCCCGCCCGCCCCCAGCUCCAUGGUGCAGAAAGAGAAGAGCAGCAGCUCAGGGUGGGGCGAGUCGUAUCCCGCGCCACAGAAGAUGAAGCCGCCGCCGUCCUGGGCGGAUCCCGCGGUGGAUAAAGGAACGUCUGCGUGGGGGAAGUCGAUGGAUUCGAGCUGGGAGGAUCCUGGAAGAGAGAGUGCUGCGGGCAGCGGGUGGGGCUCCCAGGCUCAGCACAAACCAGGACCAAAGCCGGUACAGGAAAGUUGGAACGGUGAGAUGAUGCCCAUGCCCUCUAACUGGGAUGAGGAGAAGGAGCCGGAGAUCGGCAUGUGGAACAAUAACGCGGCACAGGAAGUAAACCAGUCUGGAAACUGGUCCUACAUGAAGAAGGUCCCUCCUAAGGUGAAUAAAGGACCCGGGAAGCCUGACGAUCUGUGCAUGAACCAGUUUGUGAACCAGUUCUCCAACAUGAACUUCCCCAGGGACUCUGAGGACCACAUGAACGGCAAAAAGAUGGACAUCUCCUCGGGAAUGCUGGAUAAGCGGAUGGAUGUGGAUAAACACGCUGCUAGCAUGGCGGAGUUCGUGAAGCCGUCCGUCUCGCGCGGCGCCCUCCACAAGGACUCCUCGCCCUACAUGGACAAGAACGUGCACAUGUACGGCGGCGGGAACGUGGCGGCACAAGGCCGGAGCUCCCAGCAGCCCCCAGCACAACCUCUCGGCUCUGCUCAGCCCAAUCUACGCAACCAAGUGCCUCCUCCUCUGCUGCCCUCUCAGGUUCCUCCAUCGCUGUUGAAGUACCCUCCCGGGAACGGCGGCCUGAAUCCGCUGUUCAACCCUCAGCAGAUGGCGAUGCUCAACCAGCUCUCCCAGCUUAACCAGCUUAACCAGCUCUCCCAGAUCAGCCAGCUACAGCGUCUCCUCCUGCAGCAGAAAGCUCAGAAUCAGAGGCUCGUCCCCGGAAGCAACCGCCACACCCCGGAUCAGCAGGCCCGUGCUGUCGGUAUGUGCUCCAUGGUCCCCCCGCCUCGCCACAUCGAGCCCCCCCUGCUGAAGCAGCACUCCCCCCCUCAGCCUGCAGCACUGCACCAGCCCAAAUCGUACAUGGACGCCUUCAUGAACCCCAACGCCCCGGACCUGCACAAAGAUCAACACCUACUCAACUCCUUCUCCAACUUCCCUCUAGGCUUGAACUCAAACAUGAAUGUAAACAAUCUGGAUCUGGGUGGCGUCGGAUUUAAAGAGCCUCAGUCCCGGCUGAAGAAGUGGACCGCCAUGGACGUUACCGUCAACUCGCCACUCGAUCAAAACCCCAGCAAACCUGGUGCUAUGUCCUCUCUGAGGAUCGACGACGCUCCGUUCGGUCCGUACGACCUGAUAAACUCCAGUAAUUCUCCCAUCAGCCCCCCCGACCCAGUGGGGGACGGCUGGCCCACCCGUGCCAAAUCGCCUCACGCAUCGUCCAACGUCAACUGGCCACCAGAGUUUCGUCCUGGUGAGCCCUGGAAAGGUUACCCGAACAUAGACCCUGAGACGGACCCGUUCGUCACCCCUGGCAGCGUGAUCAACAGUCUCUCCAUCAACACCGUGCGGGAUGUUGAUCACCUCAGGGACAGAAACAACGGACCAUCUUCAUCACUGAACACCACGCUGCCUUCCAACAGUGCCUGGACAUCCAUUCGUGCCUCCAACCACACUAGUUCCCUCAGCAGUACAGCACAAAGCACUUCAGCCAGAAGCAGUGACUCUAAAUGGUCUCCUGGUUCAGUGUCUCACUCUUCUCUAGCCCACGAGCUCUGGAAGGUUCCACUCUCGUCUAAAGGGGUGUCGGCUCCGUCCCGCCCCCCUCCCGGCCUCACCAGUCAGAAACAGUCCUCGUCUUGGGGCGGCGGGUCUCUGAGACUCGGUGGCUGGGGCAGCUCUGAACCCAGAUACACCCCAGGUUCUAGCUGGGGUGAAAGCAGCUCAGGAAGAACCAACUGGCUCGUUCUGAAAAAUCUCACACCUCAGAUCGACGGUUCCACCCUGCGCACCCUGUGUAUGCAGCACGGUCCUCUCAUCACAUUCCACCUGAGCCUGCCACACGGUACCGCCCUGGUCUGCUACAACUCCAGGGACGAGGCCGCCAAGGCCCAAAAAUCACUGCACAUGUGUGUGUUGGGGAACACUACUAUCCUGGCCGACUUCGCCAGCGAGGACGAGAUCAACCGUUUUUUUGCACAAGGCCAGCCGCUGGGCGUGUCCUCCGGCUGGCAGAACCUGGCGUCCUCUCAGAGCCGCCUGGCCUCCGACGCCUUCUCCUCGGGGGCCGACCUGCCUUCGUCCUCGAUGUGGGGGGCGCCGGCCUACUCCAGCAGCCUGUGGAGCUCCGGGAGCUGCUCGGACGGGGGCAACCGGCUCGCCAGCCCCUCCCCCAUGGCCUCCUUCCUGCCGGUGGAUCACCUGACGGGAAGCGGCGACUCCAUGUAGAGGACCGGAGAGGGCGCGGGUGUGACCUCGGCGGCGGAUCGCGACUACAGAGUAAAACAAAACCUAUCACGGCACUAUUUCUCUCACCCACGAAGCUAAUAAUAGUAAUAAUAAUAGAAUUGAAGGGCGAGGAGGCAGGCGGGGUCAACCUGUGGAAAUACGUUACCGCGUUUUCGUUCGUUUUGUUUUCUGCACACGUGUCCACUUUCUUUUAGCCCAAAAAAAACCAGAAACAUAUCAGUGUGUGAAUACUUGAAUCAUGCAGGCCAAUAACCAUAAUGUGAACGCAUGCUGAAACCUUCCAGGUCGUCACAGGAAAUAACAAACGCACGCAAACUUCAGCCUAGAUUGUCUGAAUUCCAGUUUUUUUUUUAUUCUUAUUAGCAGGCGUUUUGUUUGCAGACGAUGUUUGUGCAGUUGAAGCUUUUCGUGUGUCUCGUUGUUUAUUAUUAUUAUUAAUAAUGUGUUUUUUUUUUACUUUGCACUGAAUGUGGUUUUUCUCAGUAUAUAAAUCUGCAAUAUCGAGGGAGCCGGCAGUUCCAGUGUAGAUGUUUACUCAAGGACGUUCUUAAAUCGCGUAUGUAUGAGUGUGUGUGUGUAAGUGUGAGAGUGUGUGUAAGUAUGAGAGUGUGUGUGUGUGCGCGCUCUACUAUGCCUUGACGUACGCCUACCUUAUCAUGGUAUUGUGGAGUUGGAGAUCAAGACAUGCUGACCUUUAGGAUUUUGACUAUUAUUACACGAUAAAUGAGAGUUGCACCGAUUAUUUUCAUAUUUUUUUCUCUUUUCUCUCGAUUUAUUUUCGUUUUUGUGUGUGUUUUAAAGAAAACUAAAGAAUUUAAGCGUCCUGCAGUGUAAAGAGACUGUAGCCGCAGCUGUGACUCGCAGAAAUACAGCACUUUCAAAAAGAAAAGAAAAAAAAAAACGAUAAAAUAGGCUUUCAAAAGACUCGCUUUGUUUUUGGGGUUCGUCUGUUUUGCGUCUCUCGAAACAAAGCGGGCGCCGUGUCGGGCUCCUCUCGUUUACAGACUUUCUCGAGGGACGGACGGACGCCGAACGCUCAUUCUUCCUUCAUUUAAAAUGAGAAAAAUAAAAUGCACAAAACCUUUAAAAAAAUAAUAAAACUACCAAAAAAUAAAAAAAUAAAAAAACACAAAAAGAUAAAAACUCUAUAAAGACGUGAGUGUUUGCAGAUGAAGACGCGGUGUUUGUAUCUCUGGGAAAUACUGAUCAGUGUUCGGCCAUGCCGUCGGUUAUUUCUCUUCGGUUUCGUCUGCUCGAUAACCAGCAUGGUUCUCAGGAAAAUAUAGCCAGUUAUUCCCCACCGAUAUAAAAAGAAUAAAAUUAAAAAACUAUAAUAAUAAAAAAAUAAACGUCCUGAUUGUAGGAAGAAUCAACUUUUAGCACUGAAACAACUACUUAGAGCCGAGUGCGUUUUUCUUUUCUCUCUCUGCCAAAUACCUGCUUUAAGCUGGAGACAUUCGACACUGGGCUCAACUGUCAAACCCCCAUCGAACCCCCCCCAAACCCUCCACAAAACCCUUCACCAAAAAUCCCCCAAAUAUUCCACUAAACUCUCACUAAAUCCCACCUCAAACCCCCCCACCAAACUCCCAUCAAAUUUUCCCCAAAUCCUUCCUUAAACUCAUCAAAUGACCCCCAAAUCCUUCUCCAAAUUUUCACCAAAUCCUUCACCAAACCCCUGCCAAUCUACUACCAGUUAUCAAACCUCCAUCAAAUUCAACUCCCACCAAACCCCACCAAUCAUCCAACCUCCAACCUUUUCACCAAUUACUUAUUAAACUCCCAUCAACCCCCCACCAAACCCUCCAUUAAAUCUCCAUUAAACUUCCAACAAAUCAUCAAAGCCUCUGCCAAACCCUAAUCGAACCCCUGCCAAUCUUUAAACCUCCACCAACCCCCAAACCUCACUUGCUUUUUCCUUAUUUCUCCCUCUUUAUUUCCAAAUUAAUUCAUUACCCCCCACUCAUUUUUAAAUCUUAAUUGUCUUCUCGUGUGUCUUAUUAUUAUUCGUUUCCAUCAGUGUCUGAGUGGUUUUAAAGAACUAAAACAUUAAAAAAAUACAAAAAAAAACAUAAAAAUAAAAAGAUGAAGCAGAAACUAUGCAUUUCCUGUAGCUCUGUGAUGAUACAAGCAAAAAAAAAACCUAAAAAAAAAAAAAACAAACGAGCGACUUUCUUUUAUCCGAAGUUUUCCAGAGAGGCGUUUAGAAAAGCUUGAUCGUGGAACAGAACCGCCUUCCGUGUUUUACAUUGCCAGAAAAUAAAAAAGCGAGGGUGGCGGCUCGGCGCGUGUCUGGCGUUUUUAACGGUCGCCCGGUCCACAUUUCGUCCGGUUGUGUUUGUUUCGGGAAGACGAUGCAACAACGUGGCUUUUAUUUUAAACUGUUUACAAACGGAGUAUGAUUGUAACGUGUACAGGUCUCUGAAGUUCAUUACCGUGUGUGUGUGUGGAUCAAUCCGGCUGCUGGUGUACUGAUUAAUACUUGUUAUUACUACUCGCUCUGACGGCGGUGAUGAGCGCGCCGUGUUUCCGUUGGUCUCUCAGCGCUGGAGGAGAAUGUACGCCGGACGCAGAGACGUCAGCAUUAGGUGAAGCCAUGGACCUUAACGUACGUGUGUGUGUGUGUGUGUGUGUGUGGCGUAUUUAAACCUGCGAGUAUUAGCCUUUAUUGAUGCCGCUGCGUGUGCCAGUAUUGUAUCGUUACCAAAUGGACUUUAAUCAGAAGCUUCUCCUGAUGAUUCCACAUUUCCAUUCGAUUUAUAUAGAAAUAUAUAAUAACAUGAUAGUGAAAUCCCAAAAUGCCUUGCGCUUCGCGUUUGCACUCGGGUGUGUACACUCACUCAUGUGUUUGUGUGUGUUUGUUUACGUGUGUGUGUGUGUGUCCACACCAUCUCUACUCCUACAUUCUAUACAGGGUGGACGAUAUGGCAUCAUUCAUCACCAUACUCCAGCCUGAUGGAACCAGCCAAUCAGAUCACUGCGAUCAGAACUAAUUCUAUUGUACUGUAAAUUGCUGCUACUGCCUGUGUUCUCUGUGCCAGCAUGCCCACCUCUCAUCUCUGGUAUUUAAUGUUCCAAGAUGAUGAUGCCGUCAUUGGCAUUGCCCCGUGUUUUGUUACGUCCAGUCCGGUUGCCCCUGUACAGCUGGAAUGUAAACGAAGUUUCCACACUUCUGGAUUCUCUGUGUUUUUGGUGCCCACGUGGUGUCGAGAGCAAAAAGCUUCCCACGACCCCUUCUGAUGAUAACCAGAGUGCCAGCAAUCAGGUGAUUGGCAGACCUGGACGCUGAUGCCAGGACACUGACCCAUCACGACCUGCUUUGUUUUUUUAAAAGAGUUUUUUUAAAACAGGAGGAAGCAUGAAAAUAAAACCAAACCCCUCGUGUAUGUGAGGGCUGCUGGAGUAUCUGCUGUAGUGCUGGCCAUCCCUAAUGUGAUGGUUUCUGGGCGUGUCCCUCCCUGUACAGUCCUCAUUCCUGCAGCUCUAGAGAAAGGAGUUAAAGAAGAAUUGAAGCAGCUUUCGAACUGAAGGAUUUGAAGAUCCUCAGAUGAUCGGUGUCAGGAUUUAGGACGCAAAGCUGUGUUGUUCAUCAGCAUCCAGCUGUUUCCAUGGAAACGUUUACGACCCCGCAUGUCUGCACAUGUACCAUCGUGCAAAGUUUACAUGCCCCAAAAACACAGAGUAUCGCACCUACCCUAACACCUGAGACCUUCACUUCUGCAAAUGAUGGAGUUGUGGGUUAAAAUGUGUUCUGGUUAUGGAAGGGAAAUGGGCGUGGUCCGAGCGUCAGAAACGUCUGAUUUCAGCAGGAGACCAGGAGAUGGAUUUCAGUGUAAGUCGUCCAGCCCUAGAAUAAAUCGUUACCGUCCCUUAUUAAUCACAAGAGUCUUAAAUCCUAAAUCUACAAUCUAACUUCCUCCUGUCCUCUGGAACCCCAGUGCCCCCCACGUUCCUACAUCAGAAGGACGAGCUGGAUGUGUUGGGAUGUUGAUGCCAUAUCAGCAAGCUUUACUCUUCACACUUGUCGUAAAUGGGUGCUGCUCCGUGUGUGUGUGUGUGUGUGUGUGUGUGUGUGUGUGUGUUGCUUUCGCUUCGCUUCGCUUCGUUCAGUCUUCGCCGGGCUAAAUGUGCCAGUCUCGGGUGUGGCGUUUUACGUGAAUACGCCGACGUUCUUACCCACGCCACAUAGAGGGUCUAAUCAGCACAACAAUCAUGGUGGUGUAGUUCCACCACAGCGGUCAGCCCGUGUGCCUCGUCUGAGGGUUCGCCGCGUCCCCGUCCAGGCUGGGAUUCACUACAGGGGGUCGCGUGCAGCCUCGCCCCUUCGCCUCUCGCCAGUUCUGUCGAGGUGAUGCUUUAAAUCCGAAGUGUGUGUGAGAACGUGUGUGUGUGUGUGUGUGUGUGCUCGUCGGAGCUUUGAUGAUGGUUCUGAUUACACUCGCUGAGUUGUAGUGAGUGAUGUGAUGCCACUGAUUUUCAUUUUUCUCGUCUGUUCUCAUGGUUUUUAGCUUAUGAAGAAGGAAACGGAUGUGCAACCAUCCACGGUCAUGCCAAACUGAUGAAAGGUGUGUGUGAUUAGAUGGCAUUGUACAAUCCUCACUGAUGACGGCGGGCGGAAGUGCAGGGUGGGUUUAAAUUGGCGUCGACAUUCUACUUUUGUACUGUACUGUGUGUCUGAUUCUGUCGUCGAAUUCUCGUGUGUGUGAGUGUGUUUCAUUCAACAUUUUAAAGAAAUCGUUCCUACUGUUUGCAAUUUUUUGACUUAAACUGUGAUUCGCUGUCGGUCGUUUGUCGUUCCGAUUCUCGAGUUUGAUUCGCCGAAACCCAAAAGAAAAAGCUUUAGAGAAAACCAGCACAAAGAGGCGCGAGGAGGAGGAAGCUCUUCCAGCGCGGAGAACAUUCGGAGAACGUCUAUGCAGCGAAGGACGAGGCUUCCAUUCGAAUAAUAAUAAUAAUCAUUAUAAUAAUAAUAUAAUUAAAUGCUAAUAAUCUCUUUAUGCUUAAUAAGAAAAUAAAAACAAUCCUAAGUGGAAUUUCGGGAAUUUGAAAAAUUCCUCCAAAUGAAACGCACGUGCCAUGACUGACUGACGUUUAGUUCUUUCUUCAAACGAAAACAAACAAAAAAACAACAAAAAAAAAAGAAUAACUAUAUUAAAAACAGGCCAGUUGUAGCAGACCUGAGCAUUAUUAACGUUUAGUGUUUUAGCAGCUUCGACACUCCUCAGCGAAGAAAUCCGAGACGUUUUUAUAUCAAACGCGGGCGGUUUUGAUUUUACACGAUAUGCACGCUGCUUCACUCGGACUGUUUGUUCUUAGUAUUUUUAUUUUAAAUGUUUUUUUUUCUUCGUUCUUUUGGGAGGGGCGGGUUAUAAACAAACCAAAAAAAACCACAUAAAAAUAAGAUUUUGUUGUAAAGGAAUUCCGGCGGCGGGCGAGCGAGCGACCUCUGUGUUCCCGCUCACGUCGCCGCGCUGGCAUAUUAGCAUGGCGGGUUAGCCGGCGAGUCGGGAGGAGACUGCACUUUUGGAAGGACAAUCCGUAUUAUCUGUACCGCUCCGCUCGUUCUUUAGAAUCAAGAAGAUUAAAAAUAAGGACGGGAAGUAGAAGUGACGUGUAGUGAUGAAUGUUUCCUCCAACGCUCUUGUUCUUUUCCUCUUUGAUGCUCGGUUUUCAGUUUUAGUGCAGAUUUUAAGUGGAAUUAAAAGUGUAGAGUAGAAUUUUUAGCUCUUUUGUUUUGGUUUUAUUUCAUUUUUUUUUGGUGUAGACUGAUGACCUGUUUGUAAAGUUAUGAUCUUAAUAUCCAAAUAUAAAGCUGUAUAAACUUGGGUUCUACCCACAGUACCUAAAUAAAAACCUCUAACGAUGAUCAAA